Molecule: messenger RNA, 3898 nt
Organism: Brienomyrus brachyistius
Lineage: Eukaryota; Metazoa; Chordata; Actinopteri; Osteoglossiformes; Mormyridae
Gene: trmt9b
Product: tRNA methyltransferase 9B
Exons: 5
Coding region: 1332-2624 (430 amino acids)
Biological process (GO): tRNA wobble uridine modification
Cellular component (GO): nucleus; cytoplasm
Molecular function (GO): S-adenosylmethionine-dependent methyltransferase activity; tRNA binding
Source: RefSeq, a predicted model, not a curated record
GACAGCCGUCCGUGUCGGACUCUGAAACGCGAUGCAUCGCAUAGCGAAGAGACGGUUUCGUCUCCUUUCUUCGCUCGCCGCGUCUGCUGAAUGUGGGUUUUAUCGGUUCUUCAUUGAUUGACUGGUAGUAGUGGGGUUUGACCACAGCCAAUGUCGGUCGAGGGGCGAGAGGGCUCUCAGAGAGUUGCCCCGAAGAGGUGCGGUCGUGCUCUCGGCCAGUGAGAACGACAGCAAAAACAUCAACCUGUUAUUCAUCAGACCUAGUGGCAGUACAAUGGAAGAAAAACAGAUGGUCAGGUGGUGUAGCCAAAUGCACUCCAUUGUAGUGUCAGGCCGGAAGGACUUUGCGUUUGGCAAACAAACAGCAUGCAGCCUUGGGAGAAGUCAGGGAUUCUGGGCAGCCACACCCUCAGACUUGGAUCGGUAAGCACAGCCUAACAGGCAGGAAAGCAAAACUACGCCCAGGGUAGAAGGGAUGCCUUUCCUGCCAGUGAUGGCUGGUCUGCAAGACCAGUGCAUUUAAGUUUAGCAAAUGAUCUGGAAACAGCCAUUAGACAUUUUCAGAGAUAUCAUAGUAAUAAGUGUGACCAGGUGAGCGUUAGAUGGCUUUCCUUCAUAGGGUUUUGUUCUGAUUAUUUGUCGGAGUCCCUGAGGGGUAAUCAGUUGACUAUCCAAUGUCCAAACCUAGGUUGCCUUAUAUCUGAUUCCUAGCCACCCAGCACCCCACUCGCCUAGCGUAGAGGUUGGUACAUUGCUGUGAAUUAUCUUUUUGUUUUGCUUCCAAAAGCUGCUAACAAGGAGCACUGAAGGCAGGAGUCCCCCUUUGGUCUAUGAACUCAAGUGGUUUGUUGAUGAGAGAACUCAAAGGAUGUCACUGGGCACACCAUUGAACGCAUUUCGGCUGGCUUUAAUCAUAUUGACGUGACUGCAGUGGACAGUGGUGAUUCAUUCAUACGGAUGUCUGAAUGUCCACAAGUAGCACGAAAUGCCAAAUCCCAGGGGGCCAUUUAAAAAUGUUUUAACGUUCUUGUUGUCCUGGUGAAAGCCCAGUAUAUGCCAAACUGUGUAAAUGCUGUAGAUCAGUGUUUCCCAACCUGGUUCUAGGGAACCCACAGACAGUCCAAGUUUUUGCUCCCUUCCAGCUUCCUGCCAGACUGUCCACGUUUUUGCUUCCUUCAUAUUGGGAAAUAGUGCUACAGAUCAUGCAUAUGUCACUUUGCCCCAUGGACACUUUCAUUCAAUCUGAUAACAUUAAAGCAACGUGUGUGAUGUUUCACAGCACUGAAACGCCAUAAAACGGGUUUGUGACAGCGGCUCGGCGGGGUGCAGCCAUGGAGGAGGCCGCGAGCCAGCUGGAGAGGGACCACGUCCACAGCGUCUACGAAAAGGUUGCGCCCUACUUCAACGACAGCCGUUACAAAGCCUGGCCCAAGGUCCGACAGUUCCUCCUGGAACAGGAACCUGGAAGCAUAAUAGCAGACGUGGGUUGCGGCAAUGGAAGAUACCUCCACAUCAAUGAGGACAUAUUCAAGCUCGGCUGUGAUGUGUGUCGCCCCCUGGUGGAAGCGGCACGCUGCAAGGGACACGAGGUCCAGGUGUGCGAUGGCUUGCGGCUGCCAUUCAGAGAGGGUUGCUUUGAUGCCAUUCUCUCCAUCUCAGUCAUCCACCACUUGUCUACCAAAGAGCGGCGCAUCAGGGCAGUAAAGGAGAUGGCCCGCACACUGCGCGUCGGUGGUCGCCUCAUGAUCUACGUCUGGGCCAUGGAGCAGAAGCGGCGCAGGUUCCAGAAGCAGGAUGUUUUCAUCCCGUGGAACCCAAACCCCCCCGGCCCUACCUCUGCUGGCGAGAUGGGCUCUGAAGCACACCGCCAGGAUGGCAGCGAUAGCGACAAGCACAGGAAGGUGAAAAGCACAUCCUCUGUGGUAGAUGACGAGGACACUGCCGCGGGGGCCCACCAGAGCACCAGGAGACGAUGGUCCUUCUCCAGGUCGCUGGACUCGGUGCUGGACUUUGGGAGCCUGGCCGUAUCCAGGACCUGCAGCAGGGAGUUCAACAAAUCCUGUGCUGAGGUUGGUGUGCUGGAUACAUCGAGAACCAGCCGACGUGCCCGCGGGAUGGGUCUCAUCAGGCAGGUCUCCAGCCUCUUCUCCUCCUCAUCGCGGUACAGCUCCGAGGACGAUGUUUUCGGCUCGACGACAGACCUCGGGAACCAACCAGAGAGGAUCGACAAUGGCACCGACGAUGGUACCAACGCUGGCGUCGGCCCAGAGAAGCCAGUAUCUUCUGGCACCAUCAUGCAUGGCUGUGGGUCCGUGCCCCUGCCGGACCUGAUCACGCAUCAGAAGGAGAGCUCCACAGGGGCCACCAGGACUGAGCAGCCUGUAGGCCCAUUGGAGAGCUCCUCACGGUGGUCAGGCAGCACAGAGCGCCUUGGAGAGGAGAUGAAUGAAUGGCGCAACACCGAAGCUCGGGGCUCCUGCCUGCGCUACUACCACGUAUUCAGAGAGGGGGAGCUUCUUGAGCUCAUCGAGAAGCACGUCGAGGAGCUCCACGUCCUUCAGAGCUAUUUUGAUCAUGCCAACUGGUGUGUGGUGGCCGAGAAGGUUGAGGUCUGGAAGGUCUAACACUAGGCUGCAGUUUCUAUGUAUUUUAAAAAUUUAUUUUCCAAGCCAGUAUUACAUUUUAAAUUUGUUUUUAAAUUUCACUCUAACUACAUGUGUGAAUACACCUCUGUUUUCGGACUAUGUUGUGUUUCAGGAAUCGCUACCUGGAAUCAACAUUUUAAACACUGAGUCACUAAGCUCUCCUUAAUUUUGUUUUCGUAUGGAAACUCACUUGUAAGUCACUGAGCAUUUACCAAAAAUGCAGAAUAAGUUUUAGUAAUUUACAAUCUUGUGCGGGUGUGUGUUUGUGUCGUUUUUUAAAGUUAUUUAUGUGACAAAAUCUUAUGAUUGCCUUGAAACGUUCUGAGUGAUGAAGUGUAGUGUGAUGAAGACAUUUUGAUAUUUAUUCCUUGCACAGCUAUAAAGCUGGAACACGAUUAUUUCUGAGAGUCUACCAAGCUGUGGAUUUAUGACAGAAGUUUGUCACCUAUUUAUUAGAUUAACUGAUACCAUCCACUGUAGUGAUUUUUUUUUCUUCUGCAAUAUAGGCAGACUGCCUCACUGAGAUAAGGGGGGGGGGACCUCAUUCAGAGUGUGCAUUAUGGUUUGUCAUCGACAGUAAUAUAAAUAAUAAUAAUAUACUGUUAGAUGUUUUUGCCAAGGAUCCAAAAUAGGCUGCUAUCAAAAGAACAAAUACUUAUACAAUGCACUUUGUAGUUGUAGAUUUGUGUAUUUGAGAAAUGUGUAGUUUUAGCCUGGUUUUAGAUCUAGCCAAAGAGACUGACUGGAACGUUUGCUGUAGAUCUACAGGCAUGUGUUGAGUAGAACAGCCCCAAACCUUGUGCAGUUUCCCCGAACCUGCGUCGUGUUGCACAUAUGCUCAGUACUGGACCAUGUGAGCAAAACCUUAGCAAUCUGAAUACAAAGCAACUGUUUUUAAAAGUCAUUAAUCAUUUUGUGACCUUUGUCUUAGUGUUGAACUGAACAGCUGGCGAGUCUGUUCCGCUGGUAGAGUUGCUAGAAAAUAUUUGCCACAAAGCACUUCUCUCCUGCCAAGCUGUGUCGUAGGUGUGUCGCUGCUAGAUUCGCUUGCAUGUUGGGUCCAAACACUUGAAUCAUCUGUUUGUUUUUGCAGUCGUGCUGUGAUGUGACCAAUGAAUGUCAUCAUCUUUUUUGCCAGACAAUUUAAAAAGGUCUGACAGGUUUCCCUUGUUCAACAUUUAUUUUAAUAUGUGUAUUUAUUGCCAAAUAAAUGAAUUUUGAUGUUUAAAACAAACCUGUGAUGCUUAUACAUG